Ostrea edulis (European flat oyster) is the source of this 3252-nucleotide messenger RNA. Its product is annotated as neurogenic locus notch homolog protein 1-like. Gene Ontology annotation, molecular function: Notch binding; calcium ion binding. The transcript is spliced from 18 exons. Gene Ontology annotation, biological process: heterophilic cell-cell adhesion; Notch signaling pathway; establishment or maintenance of epithelial cell apical/basal polarity. Lineage: Eukaryota; Metazoa; Mollusca; Bivalvia; Ostreida; Ostreidae. Gene Ontology annotation, cellular component: protein-containing complex; plasma membrane. The record is from RefSeq and is a predicted model, not a curated record. The coding region runs from base 95 to 3025 and encodes 976 amino acids.
AAACGUUUUUAAAGCAAACAAGAACGGGUCGUCCUCGAAGCGUAUAUAUAUCGAAGUUGAAGAUGAUCGCAAGUCAUUCCGUUCCAGAAAUAUAAUGUGGUCAGUUGUGUGUUUUCUGGCUUUUACGGGUGCCGUCCUUAUUCCAAAAGGCUGCAAGAAUGUCACAGUAUGUGAUCAGCUGCAGUGGUCAGAAUGGACAACAUGCAGUCAGUCAUGUGGCGGAGGGUCACAGACCAGGAAGCGAGAUAUCUGUGGUUUACCUGAAUGGGGCGAAGAGGAAGUAGAGGAUCGUUGUUGGAAACCAUUGCGAAUAGAACACAGAUUUUGCAAUACGGAGUGUCUUAACGACGGCAUGUACGUUGGUGAUGUCUGUACAUGCAAACCAGGAAAGACCGGUAUAUGCUGUGAAAAUGAAGGCCUAAUGUCGUUGGGGAGCCUUGCAAAAUCAAAAGAAAAGGCGUCUUUAUUCCUCCGGGAAAGUGGAAGUCGAUCAAAGAGGGAUGACCACAUUGACGAGGAAUGUCGUGAAACAGGCUCUUGUACUUUUGAGGAAGUGAACGAAUGGAUCCAUUACCGUCACAUCCACAAAAGUGUGUGUCAGUGGAUGAAAGACAGGCGAUGCAGUGAAAAAGGAUGUGGAUCAGGAUACCUCUGUUAUACGACCAAUGCUGAUUGUUCCAAUUUAAGUCAUUACCAAGUGGGGUGUUCAGAUAUCAACGAAUGUAACAGUAACCCAUGUAUGCACGGUGGAACAUGUCACAAUUUAGGGAAUAGGUUUACGUGUUCUUGUCCGGAUGGGUAUCACGGAACACGAUGCGAAUACGAUAUCAACGAAUGUAACAGUAACCCAUGUAUGCACGGAGGAAGAUGUCACAAUUUACUAAAUAGGUUCACGUGUUCUUGUCCGGAUGGGUAUCAUGGAACACGAUGCGAAUACGAUAUAAACGAAUGUAACAGUAGCCCAUGCAUGCACGGAGGAACAUGCCACAAUUUAGUGAAUAGGUUUACGUGUUCUUGUCCGGAUGGGUAUAAUGGAGCACGGUGCGAAUACGAUAUAAACGAAUGUAACAGUAGCCCAUGUAUGCACGGAGGAACAUGCCAUAAUUUUGUGAAUAGGUUUACGUGUUCUUGUCCUGAUGGAUAUAAUGGAGCACGAUGCGAAUAUGAUAUAAACGAAUGUAGCAGUAACCCAUGCAUGCACGGAGGAACAUGCCACAAUUUAGUGAAUAGGUUUACAUGUUCUUGUCCGGAUGGAUAUAAUGGUGCACGAUGUGAAUACGAUAUAAACGAAUGUAGCAGUAACCCAUGUAUGCAUGGAGGAACAUGCCACAAUUUAGUGAAUAGGUUUACGUGUUCUUGUCCGGAUGAGUAUUAUGGAACACGAUGCGAAUACGAAAAAUGUACAGAAUCACCCAAUAUCAUAAACUGCCCAGAUGGAGUACAAGAACUUAAUUUCACUAAACUGACGGAAAAUAUAACUUUCUCAUCAUUUGAUCAUCUUCCUGGUAUAUACGGACAAAGUUGUGACGGCGAGAGAUUGGCGGUCAACUUUCCAGAGACAGAACUCACGUGGAGCCGUGAAAUACAAACUAUUACACUGACGGCUAAUGAUAACCGAGGACAUUCCACGUCGUGUGUUCUUAGUGUCGAAAUGAAAGAUAUGAUCCCACCAUCGUUCUUGGAUUGUCCCUCAGUGGACAUUGUGCAGUAUGGUUCUAAUGGGGGUUCUCUUGUCACGUGGUCACCAAUACAUGCUGAAGAUAAUUCGGGAAACGUCACAGUCUCAAGUAGCAACAGUAACGGGGAAUUUAUGAAGUUUGGAAGUCAUUUAAUUUCCUACAACGCAGCUGAUGAAUUCGGAAACACUAACCAGUGUAACUUCACUGUCACUGUGAAGAAAUUACCAAAGAGUGUAUGUGAUAUCCCACCUCAAGUAUUUCAUGGAGUAAUCUCCUGUCAUGACGGUCACACUUUAAGUUGUGGUAUAGACCGAUGUGAACCAGGAUAUCUACAGACAAACACCACAAAUCACGUUUGUAGCAACGGCAUUUGGAAACCACAGUUCUCGGCAGAAUUUGCCUCUUCGAGUUGUAUUAAACCUGAACCGACUCACUUGGAAAGAAACUACACAUUUAGAUUCACCUGUCCCAACCUGAAAUUCAAUCCAAUUGCCCUAAGAGACUGUAUACAACAAUCAGAUCUUUGUCCAACGGGUGAUAUUUUACUCUGUGACAAGCCUUUCCAGCGGAUAGAAGGGAAACAUCUCGCCUCUAACGAUCUCCAGAUCUGGACAACACUGGAGGGAAUAUUGCCGUAUGAAGCAAAUAGAAAUGAUCUUAUAAACCGAAUGGAUCGCCACGGACAUUCAAUCAUCGCGUAUUUCAAAAAUGGAAACUUCAAGCAAACAUGUCAUCAACUUAAGUGCCACUUCGAAGACAUCAAAGCCGAUCCUCUUCGAGAAGUUUGCGUAUAUGGGACGGUUGAAUUUAUAAUACAUGGAAAAAGAAUGUGCCGGAAAUGUGGACCUGGUUGGUUCUAUGAUGGUGGUGAUUGUGUCCAGUGCUCGGAAGGAUUUUAUCAGGAUCAGUAUGGCCAAAGUGGAUGCAAAAAAUGUCCUGAUGGAACCACAUCAGUCAUGGGAACAUUUAUCAAGUCAAGAUGCUUUGUGAAGGUCAUAGUUGAGAAGCAGACUUCCUCCUUUCAUACAUUAACGAUUGUGGGGAUAUCUAUAUCGGGGUCACUACUGAUUGUUUUCAUUGUCUUGAUUGUGAUGGUCAACAAAUGGAGAAUGUCUGCCAAUAGAACAAAAUCUGAUAAUAAAGGAAGAACUGAAGAACAUGCACACCAUACUGCGUUUGACGAAACUCUAUCCGAAGUCUAUGACGAAAUAAAAGAGGAUAGAGUGUACGAGGGAUACAUAAAUCACAAAUUGGGAAAAUCAGAUAAAGAUGGUGAAUAUGAAUCCCUGCCUGGAAGACGACGCGUUGAAAACCCCUAUACAAUAAUGAGUUGGAGGAAUUACUGAGAGAGUGUUAACUAUAAUGUUUGGUAUCUUAACAAUAUACAUUGAUACACUUUAUUCAGUGGUUAACACGUGUUUAUAUAUGUUUAUUAUAUCUGUUUAUAUAAAGCGGCUUUAAGAUCUUGUGAAUAAUUCAUGUUGACGUAUUUCACACAUAAAGGAAAUUGUAUUAAAAGUAAUUCAUGUAUUGGCAAAAUUGUUUUUGUAUAGUAAUAAAUGUACUGACAUCU